GGACCAGCUCGGCAUAACCUGAUAAAGAAUAUCGCCCAAAAGAAAUACUUCCCUCGAUUGGGCUUGUUUAGUACAUUGCUACAGCUCGAACGAAAUGGAUGGUCACUCUUGGUUGCACUACAGUAACGGAACUGUUCCCCAGAACGCCGUCGUGGCUGGCCACGAUUCCGAUGGCGACACCAUCUUUGUUGGACGCGCCUUCUACUGCAACGACAUGCUGCCGGCCAAGGUGAUCCCCAAUAAGGGCAAGGCCUACGUGGCCUACGCUGGCAAUGAGGUGGAGCUCGAGAACUACGAGGCACUCAGUGGCCUCAACUACGAGUGGGUGUCUGCGGAAAACGGAGAGGUGCCGCCCGGCGCCGUUAGCGUGGGACAAAACGUCGAUGGUGAGGCGCUGUACGCGGGACGUGGCUACCAUGCCGGCUCUCUGACCAUGGGCAAGGUGCAUCCGUCGCACGGCUGCCUCUACAUCCCCUACGAUUCCGAGGAGGUGAAGCUCAUCGCCUACGAGGUUCUGUCGCGCCGCAUGAUGGCCAGAUAGGUCUACCCAGAGCACCAUUUGUUAAUCGUUAGCUGAAUUUCAAAUAAAUUUGAUACUUUUCAUAGAAAA
Molecule: messenger RNA, 610 nt
Organism: Drosophila obscura
Lineage: Eukaryota; Metazoa; Arthropoda; Insecta; Diptera; Drosophilidae
Exons: 2
Coding region: 95-541 (148 amino acids)
Source: RefSeq, a predicted model, not a curated record